Molecule: messenger RNA, 1044 nt
Organism: Emericellopsis cladophorae
Lineage: Eukaryota; Fungi; Ascomycota; Sordariomycetes; Hypocreales; Bionectriaceae
Exons: 1
Coding region: 1-1044 (347 amino acids)
Source: RefSeq, a predicted model, not a curated record
AUGCCCGUUCAAUUACUGCCGGCUUCGGCUGCCGCUUUCGCACCCCGCGCCUCAUCAGUCAAUGUUGUCCUAGGAUCCAAGGUUGAGCCCUGGUUGACGCAGACCCUCAAGCGCAUCAACCGAGUCAAGCGCCCACUCAACAGCGUCCCUCAACAUCAACGCUGCUUGACGGAGACCUUGUCGUCAUCGAAUGCCAUCUGGACACUCACUUCCCUCAUGCUGCCCAAGCUACCCGAGGCGGACAUGCCUACCGAUCCAGAUGAGGCCAUGUUCAGCCACCAGCUCAUUCAUGUCGAGGCCUACAUUGUCCAUGUCGACAUGGUCUUGCGCAGCGAAGUCGCCUACAAGCUCACCAAGGACACUAUCGAGGCGCUUGUGGAGUACCACAAGGAGAUUCACUGCGUCGACACCAAAGCCAACACCCACGACUGGCCCGACAAGGACCAACAGUGCAAGAAGCUCCACGAGGACUUUGUUCAGGCUAUCAACAAGUUUGUGUACCGAACCCAUGUGUCUGCGCUCGAAGGUCUCGAGGAGGAAGGCGCUGGCGAGCUUCUUUGUGGAAAAAGCGAUGAGGUUAAGAUCCAGCUCGGAAAUCUCAUGAAGCCGCUUCUGCCACCGCCUUCUCGCGCCAUCGACGUUGUCCGCCAGCCUCCCCUGCUGCCCAGCUCGCCGGCCGCCAACAUGUGGCCCCAGUCUUCCGUCAACGGUGGUCUUCCUGCCGUGGAUGCUUGGAGGAUCUUGCCCUCGAGCCCAAGUGUGACCUCGACGUCUGCCGAGUCCAACACGAGCCCCAUCUGGGCUAACAUGGGAAUGAGCGAGUGCCAGUUGCCGUCUCCCACGCACGCAUACAGUCCGCCUCACACCACGGCUGGAUUCUACUUCGGCUCACCACAAGUGACGGCUCCCAUGCCCUCUCUACCUCUCCCCAGCAUGUUUGCACCAGCUCAAUGUGGUGUGAGCGUGGGCAUGGGCAUGGGCAUGGGCAUGAACAUGGGCGGCUUUGGCUGGGAUCGCUACAACGACUUCGCGGCCAUCAUUUGA